Molecule: messenger RNA, 1113 nt
Organism: Argentina anserina (silverweed cinquefoil)
Lineage: Eukaryota; Viridiplantae; Streptophyta; Magnoliopsida; Rosales; Rosaceae
Product: transcription factor bHLH148-like
Exons: 1
Coding region: 165-830 (221 amino acids)
Biological process (GO): regulation of DNA-templated transcription
Molecular function (GO): protein dimerization activity
Source: RefSeq, a predicted model, not a curated record
UGAUUUGAUUCCCCCAGCCCUUAUAAUCCAAUCCCAAUCCCAAUCCCAAUCCUAUCCCAAAAUACCAUGCCCUUUUUUUCUUGACAACACUUCGUACCAGAUAGAGCGAAGAGCGACAGUGAUCUAGAUCCUACAGGAAUCGGAAUAAUAAUAAUAAUAAUCCGAUGGCAUCAACUCUGAUCUCGAAUCCCGUAGCCACCUCCGAUCGUCCCCGCGACUCUUCUAGAAUACAACAACGCAACAAGAAGAAGAAGAAGCUCCAACCCAAACACGAGCAACCCCACCACCUCCAACCUCUGCCCUCCCACGCCAAGUGGAAAUCCCCAGCCCAGCAGCAUCUCUACUCCUCCAAGUUGCUCCAGGCCCUCCACCACGUCGACCCCACCACCUCUUCUUCCUCCACCUGUCCUCCUCCUCCCCCCCGCGGUCGCGCCGUCCGCGAGGCUGCCGACCGCGUCCUGGCCGCCGCCGCCAAGGGGAGGACCCGCUGGAGCCGCGCCAUUCUCACCAACCGCCUCAAGAUCAAGUUCCGCCAGCACCGGAAGCAGAGCGCCGCCGCCGCCUCGGCUGCCGGUGUCGGAAGAUUGAAGAAGCAGAAGUUUAGCGUUUUACGGCUGAAGGGGAAGGGAUUGCCGGCUGUGCAGAGGAAGGUGCGGGUGCUCGGCCGGUUGGUUCCCGGCUGCCGGAAGCAGCCGCUGCCGGUGAUUCUGGAGGAGGCGACAGAUUAUAUUGCGGCCUUGGAGAUGCAGGUCCGGGCUAUGAGCCGGCUGACGCAGCUGCUUUCCGUCUCCGGCGCCGGCGGAUCAAGUUCUUCGCCGCCGCCGAGUUGAUUGGACGCAGCCAUUCGCAAGUUGCCAUGUGUCAUUUUAUUUUUCUCUCUUCCAGUGCAAGUAAUGAUCAUCAUCGUCAUCAUGAAUCAUGAAGCAUGGUCUCUGUUAAAUAGCAGUGUCGAUCUUUAGCUUAAGAAAAAGCUUUUCUUUUUUCUUUUCUUCAAGUAAUUCUAUUCCACCAUCAUCACCCACCCAAGUUUGGAAAAGAAACAAAAUUUUAAUAGAAUAACUUUGAACUGCUGGAUUAGAAUUUGAAGAAAGAUGGAUUCUUCUCCUUCUUCUU